This is a messenger RNA of Culex quinquefasciatus (southern house mosquito), 872 nucleotides long. RefSeq names its product protein cornichon homolog 4 (gene cnir). Gene Ontology annotation, biological process: endoplasmic reticulum to Golgi vesicle-mediated transport. Bases 69 to 539 code for a protein of 156 amino acids. The record is from RefSeq and is a predicted model, not a curated record. Lineage: Eukaryota; Metazoa; Arthropoda; Insecta; Diptera; Culicidae. The transcript is spliced from 3 exons. Gene Ontology annotation, cellular component: endoplasmic reticulum membrane; COPII-coated ER to Golgi transport vesicle.
AAAGUUUAACGCGUUUCAUUCUCUGGUGUAAACAAUUUCGUGUGUAAUAUUCGUAUCAAACCAUAAAAAUGCUUCCGGAAACGCUCGUGUUCGCGAUUGCGAUGCUCAUCACCGGUGCCAUCCUGUUCCUGCUGAUCUACUUUGUGAUUAUCCUGUCCGACCUGGAGUGUGACUAUUUGAACGCCCAGCAGUGCUGCUCGAAGCUGAACUUUUGGGUCGUUCCGAAGCUGUCCGCCCACUGCUUCCUGGCGUUCGUGCUGCUGCUCAACGGAAGCUGGAUUCUGUUCAUCGCGAAUGCACCGAUGGUGGUUUGGCUGCUGUAUGAUCUGAUAAAGGUGCCGACUGGGAAUUUGGGCAUUUACGAUCCGGCCGAGAUCCACAACCGGGGCAUGGUGAAGAGGCACCUGAGGGACACGAUGAUCGGGCUCGGGUUCUACAUGAUCAUCUUUUUCGUGUAUUUGUACUGUAUGAUCAUUGCCAUGCUCAAGGGAGAUCCCAUCCGGCGACACGAAGAAGAGGAUAUCAUUACGGAGUUCUAGCCCAUGGUGAACCAGCUUAGUCUCAACACUAGGCAACGGUUCAGAAUCUAGGCCCCCGGAAGGAAGUGCUUCCUUAUUCGAUAUACGUGUGAGUGUCUGUGUGUGAGUGUGUCUUUGUAGUAUGAUCUCCAUCAGCGAAUGUAUUUCUAUACAAGUCAAGUAUUUGUUAACUAAUACUCAUUUUAGCGGAAAUUGACGUUUCUUUCAGAAUAACUCAAAAAGUAGUGAAGCGUUAUGGAAUAUUUCUCAAUUGUAGAUCACAGCGUUAGGAAUUUCGAAACCAAAGUGACGACUAGACUUUACGAACGAAAUAAACACUUAUUGAAAUAAAAA